AUGACUGAUCGCGGAGGGCUCCUCCUAGCGGCCCUGUGCCUGGUGGUGUCCGGCCUGGGCGCCCUGGCCGCACCGAACGAGCAGUGCUCACAGCCGCCGUCCUGGCAGCUGGACGGUAUCGACUUCAUGGAGGAAAGUCGCGGAAAAGUCGUCGUUCUACAGAUAUUAGAACGCCUGCGACUGGAACUCCAAGCGGAUGGUGUCACCGACGUCUCCUUUGGGGUGAUCAACGGGAAGGGGUUUAUAUCCAAGCUGCACCUGCGGGAGUUGGAGGGGAAGGUGAACUUCGGCGUGUACCAGGACACAGCCAGGGCCAACGUCUGGCGGCUGUUGGGUGGCAAGAAGGACGACUUCAUCAUUUACGACAGGUGCGGACGGUUAGCUAAACACAUCCGGAUGCCGGAGGCUUACCUGAGGCGUCCUGACGUUGAGGACGCCAUCCGGGAGGUGUACGCCGGGGGCCCGUGCGGGUACUGUGCCGCCUACCCGGGCCCGGAGACCACGCCGAGACCAGCCCUCACCACCCCUGCAGCUGGUCUCCUCACGAGUGGUCCCGUCCUCACUAUGGCAUCAGACAUCGGGUCAGGAGAUCUGGAUGAGGAGUUCAUCUUAAAUGUCAUGAGUGACGCGGAUGUGUCCGACACCCCCCUCCCCACCUCCACCUCCCCACAGAACGGCACGUCUGUAGACAAGGUGACAAAAAGCGUCAUGUUUAGGGAACACAACAACACAGAGUCUCAACAGAGGAACAUUACACGUCAUCAUCGUCGUCAUCAUAAUCACCGUCACCGAGGUGACCGUGACCGUAGUCAUCAACAAAAGUCACAAGACGAGGACACAGCUAACUAAGUUUUUCCUGAAUCGUCUGGAUAACACGAACUCCAGCCUCUACUUCUUUCAAAUUAAAUCCCUAUCUGAGCAGGCUACAUCAAAAACCAGCUGCAGCUCCCCCGAGACUCCUUUUGCUGAAUUUUCUAAACAUUUUAAAAUCGAUGGUAGUAACUGUAAAAUGUCUCCGCUCCGGAGGCGUCGCCAAGAAGUAAUGUUUGCUUUCGGCAACUGAAUCAUGGAUACAACCACACUUUAUUUAUUCUCAUUCAACCACACCAUUUACGAAUGUGUAGCUGACUCCAUUCUACUUUCUUUCACCCAUUGGUCAUACAUUCUGUAGGUCUUGGGCAUUUCUCGGCAUUUCCUCUUAGAAAACAAUUAAUAACGCUUUUCUUCAUGACGCUUUAAGGUCUUGAUCAUGAAGACGUCAGGCUAAAACCUUAACGGGUUGUCUGAGGUUGGAGUCUCUACAAGAUUAUGAGCGGUCAUGAGAAGAGUUUUAUUUCAUGUCGAAGGGGAAACCUAUUACAGCCUAGCUUCUUUAUCUUUUAUUGAAUUAGAUUUCCGUCCAAAAUAUGUUGUUUUUUUAAAUAGUUUUGAACUGUUUGUUUCGUCAGUUUGCAUGUUUUAGAUAGAUAACACAUAGUUUCAACAGAUCUAACACAUACUUUCAACAGAUUUGUUGAAACUUAAAAAAAAUAAGCGAGUUGAAAGAUAACUUAACACGUGCUAUGUUCAAGGAACAACGAUGGACAAAUUCGUCAUUGUAUAGGUGAUAAAAAUGUUCGCUUUGUGGUACAUGUAAUAAAAUAUUUUGCUAGGUUCCUUCCACCCACCAGUCCCUGUCCACAUCCGGGUAAACCGUAGAACCAUAUUUAUGACGAUCCCCAACAAAACGGGACUUCCCGCCUUGGGGAUCCGAUGGCAUCAUGGGAAACUGCCAACACAUGCUGUGUAUGACGUCAUGGACUGGCGAGUGGAAGAAAUCUGUCAAUAAACCAAGAGUGU
Molecule: messenger RNA, 1839 nt
Organism: Branchiostoma belcheri (Belcher's lancelet)
Lineage: Eukaryota; Metazoa; Chordata; Leptocardii; Amphioxiformes; Branchiostomatidae
Product: selenoprotein P-like
Exons: 4
Coding region: 1-849 (282 amino acids)
Biological process (GO): selenium compound metabolic process
Cellular component (GO): extracellular region
Molecular function (GO): selenium binding
Source: RefSeq, a predicted model, not a curated record